Molecule: messenger RNA, 1129 nt
Organism: Hibiscus syriacus
Lineage: Eukaryota; Viridiplantae; Streptophyta; Magnoliopsida; Malvales; Malvaceae
Product: F-box/LRR-repeat protein At3g48880-like
Exons: 3
Coding region: 187-1104 (305 amino acids)
Molecular function (GO): protein binding
Source: RefSeq, a predicted model, not a curated record
CAAUUCACUUGGUUAAGACGACGUAAAAGCCCGUGGCUCAUCGGAUUCUCACUCAGAGGAAAUUCAGAUGAUGUUUCGGGCAAGAACAGGGCAAAGUUUACUGUUGCAAGAAUCCCCAGAUUAUCUUUUUCCUAAGGCUUGAGUGUGCUGUGAAACUUUGUUGGAGAUAGCGAAAAAUUUGUUGGAAUGGAAGCAAGUGUGGGUGUUUCGAGGAGAUGGGAGGACUUGGACACUGAUAUCUUGGUGAAGAUCUUCCAGUGUCUCGACAUCGAUCAGUUAACAUCGGGCAUUGCUCAUGUCUGCAGUUCGUGGCGCAUGGCCUGUUGCGAUCCUCUGCUCUGGAAAACACUUGAUUUAUCGGUGAUGAGGUCAAAUUUUAUCAAUAUUCCGGUGGAGCCUUACGUAUUUGUAGAUGAUCGUUCUGAAGAGAAGUUGACUCGUUUGUUGAAGACAUCUUUGAGCCUCAGCCAGGGAAACAUACGGACCUUGAUUUUUCACUUCAAUCUGUACGUCAGCGAUGAGCAAUUGACAUAUACUGCCGAGAGGUGCCCGUGCCUCCAACGGCUUGUUAUGCCGGCUUGGAACAGAGUAACUAGGACUGGAAUAUGCAAAGCGAUUCGGAUCUGGAAGGAUCUCGAAUCCCUGACAAUGCCUAGCAUAGCGAACCCUGGAUAUAUCAUGGAAGAAAUCGCCAAUAAUUGCAAAAAUUUUAGUGAACUCAAGGUGAUGGGACCUUUGGACUAUUCAUUUGCUGCUACCAUAAUAAUGUAUCUACCGAAGAUUAGGGUUCUGAGCCUCCGCUGCUCGAUGCUUCUGAAGGAUACCCUGAUCUCCAUCUUGGACGGCUUACGAAACCUAGAAGUUCUUAACAUAUCUCAUUGCCUUGUUAUAGAAAUACCACCUCAUCCUUCUCCUAGAAGAGCUAUGAGGGAGCUCGAUCAGUCGAUUGUAGACAAGGCAUCUCGGUUACAUGAAUUCGUGACGUGCAUGAAAGACUCGUGCAUCAUGUGUCGGUGUACCAGAAACGAUGAAGGGCUCAUGAGGUGGUACCGGUAUGAAGAAGGGCUAUGGAAAGCCGACGAGGUUAGCUCGUUUUCAUUUUGAUUUCAGCCUUUCACUCUGUAUUUUG